GGCGCGGAGGGGAAGCCGCGGCCGGGGCGCGCCAUGGACUCGGCGCCGGACCUGGGGCCGGACCUGGGGCUCGGGGACUCGUCCCUGCACCGCUACCUGGACGGCAAGUUCUGGGGCCUCAAGAACGAACUGAGCAGGCUCCUGGGCGGCUGCCCGCUCUUCCGGCACAGGUAUGACUUAAGUCUGGAUGAGAUGAGAGCACUGACAGUUCAGAGGGCGAAGUUUACCAUGGGCUUACCUCUGCUAAAACGUGCAAUUCAGGAUCAGGCAGAGAAAACAAGGAAUUUCGUGGGUCGAAGCCUUGUCAUUGGGGAAGUGCUGUCCAUCGCGGACACGGCCACAGCUGUGAAGUGUGGAAUAACUUACUGGCUAUUCGGUGGUGCUAUCAGGAAUCUUGGGAGCCCCGGACACGUGACUAAGUGGUUUCAGCCACUCCAGGAGCAGAAAUAUACUGGGAUGUUCGCGAUGACGGAGAGGGGUCAUGGCAGCAACGUGAGAGGGAUCCAGACUGAAGCCACCUUUGACCUCUCUGCACAGGAGUUUGUUAUUGACACGCCCUGUGAAGAUGCCCAGAAGAUGUACAUCGGCAACGCCAUGCACGGGAAUUACGCAGCCGUCUUUGCCCAGCUCAUCAUUCAUGGAAAAUCCCAAGGGCCCCACUGUUUCAUCGUUCCCAUCCGGGAUGAAAACGGGAGCUUGUACCCUGGGGUGACAGCUAUCGACAUGCUGUACAAAGAAGGUUUGCACGGUGUGGAUAAUGGUAUUUUGAUAUUUGACAAGGUUCGGAUACCCAGGGAGAACCUGCUGGACAAGUUUGGCUCCGUGACACCAGAUGGGCAGUACCAUUCACCUAUUAAGAACAUGAGUGCCAGAUUCAACGCGAUGCUGGCGGCACUGACUCCCUCCAGAUUAGCGGUGACUUUCCAAGCCAUGGGCGCCAUGAAGCUUGGGUUGACGAUAGCCAUUCGCUACAGUCACAGCCGGAGGCAGUUUGGGCCCAAAGGCAAGGAAGAAGUGAAGAUCAUCGAGCACCAGAUGCAGACGCUGCGGCUGAUGCCUCACCUGGCCACGGUGCUGGCCCUGACCUUUGCCAGCAGGUAUGCUGGGGACCUCCUGGAUGAGGACAUCUUCCAGGGGAAGGAGCUCGUCAGCAGUCGCUCCCUGCAGGCGCUGGUGGCGGGGCUGAAGGCCUACAGUACCUGGGAGAACAUCAGCUGUCUGCAGGACUGCCGAGAGUGCACCGGCGGCAUGGGUUACAUGAUGGAGAACCGGAUCUCGGGCCUGAAGUGUGACACAGAUGUGUUUGUGACUUUUGAAGGUGACAAUGUCGUUAUGCUUCAGGUGGUGGUGCGGGAACUGCUGACCCAAUACACCAAGCAGUAUGAAGAGAGACCACUCUUUGGCCUGCUCCGAAACCAUGCUGAGUCUGUGGGUGACAAGCUGAGAACCAGCUUCCUGGCAUUGAACAGGGACGCGGUUGGUGACCUUGCCUUUCUGUUGAAAGCCGUGAGUUUCCGUGAAAGGGUUCUUCAGCGGAGUCUGGUGGCCAGGAUUUAUUAUAAGGUGAUGACCCGGAAGGAAGACUUUUUCAACACCUGGAACUCGUGUCUGCACCACGUCGCUGCCCUGUCCCUGGCACACAUUCACAGAGUGACACUGGAGCAGUUCUCCCUGGCGGUGACGCGCUGUCCUGACGCAGAGGACCGGGCUGUGCUAACAAAGUUUUGUCUGCUGCAUGGAACGAGACUGGUGUUCCAGGAGCGAGCCUGGUAUUUAGAACAUAAAUACUUGACCCCCGUGGCCAGCACAAGGAUCAGGAAUCAGUUGCUGGACCUGUGCAACUCCGUGAGAGACGACGCCCUCAGGGUGAUCUCUGCUUUCAACAUCCCAAGGACCAGCCUCCACGCACCCAUCGCCGGGAUCCCCAACCCGCGGGCCGCCUGGGCCUUCUAUCCCGCCUGCCUGCAGCCGCUGGCCCGCGAAGGGCCGCCCUCCCCGCGGCCGGAGCAGCGAGCCAAGCUGUAACGGGCGUGGCGGGAGGCGCAGUGGCCCGCGCGCCGCUCGCGCCGCUGCCGCCCGGAGCUGGGGCAGAGGCCGGACCGGCACGCGCCGAGCCGUGCCCGCGGCGACCCGAGUCCCGCCGAAACUGGCGCCGCGCGUCGCUAGCCGCACAGUUAGUGCGGCGCCUUGCUCUCUCCCUGCAACCCCGCACCCCGCUAGACGGUCGCGGUGAGUUCCCCGCACAGGCGCGCCCCACGGUCGGGUGCCGCCAAAGGUGACUCAGAUUUCUGGUGAUUAAAAAAAAAAAAAAGUGGUGCUGGGUGAAAAAAUAAAAAGCAAAACCUGAAAAUCAAA
Messenger RNA from Oryctolagus cuniculus (rabbit), 2355 nucleotides. It is a transcript of the gene ACOXL, whose product is annotated as acyl-CoA oxidase like. Lineage: Eukaryota; Metazoa; Chordata; Mammalia; Lagomorpha; Leporidae. Gene Ontology annotation, molecular function: FAD binding; acyl-CoA oxidase activity; fatty acid binding. Gene Ontology annotation, biological process: fatty acid beta-oxidation using acyl-CoA oxidase; lipid homeostasis. Gene Ontology annotation, cellular component: peroxisome. The record is from RefSeq and is a predicted model, not a curated record.